This is a messenger RNA of Aplysia californica (California sea hare), 5124 nucleotides long. RefSeq lists its product as uncharacterized. The coding region runs from base 1 to 5124 and encodes 1707 amino acids. NCBI's taxonomy places the organism in Eukaryota, Metazoa, Mollusca, Gastropoda, Aplysiida, Aplysiidae. The record is from RefSeq and is a predicted model, not a curated record. The transcript has 5 exons.
AUGAAGGUGGAUGGGACAGCUGGAACGGAGAGGACCAUAGUGAAGACCUCUAAAGUGAAGACGAUGAAAAGACGGCCCGAAUCUAGCCGACCCAAGGCUCAACUUAGGCAGUCCAAGCUGAGAAUACUGGGCAAGUCGCCGUUAUUUCACAGACUGCCCUCUGGCCUGCUCAAGAAGCCCAAAGCCGUCCCGCUCAGGUCGGAUCUGAUUGGCUCAACCAAAACACCAAACGCCCUUCCUGGCAUUGGCAACGUUGUGGCGUCACAUGCAAAACAGACCGUGGAUGGGUCGGCUUUGGAGACAGCAGUAAAGUCAAACACACAAGAUUUGGCGAGAGGAAAACAAGUGAGAAGGAAGGGACUAAGGAAAAGAGGAGGAGUCGGAAAGGGACAGCCGGGGAAACAAGUCGGAAAGGGACUGCCGGGGAAACAAGUCGGAAAGGGACUGCCGGGGAAACAAUCGAACCCGGACGGGAGAGAGAAGAAGAGCCGACGGCUGAAGGACCAUAGAGAGGUCGGUUACAUAAAUGGGAAAUCUGGGAGCGGAGGGAAGAAGAUCGGUGGAUCCGUGCUUAAUGACGUCCACAUUACCGCUGCAGGUGGUCAAGGAAAAAAACUCAACUAUUUCAAAGCUUUAGACGAGAAACCCUCCGCCUUCGACUGGAAGGAAGAGGGCAAGAUGCAGAGGUCAACCACAAUGCAAAGACCACAUGAAUCGGAAAAGAUACAGAAUGAUAAGUACGUUACCAAGGCGACGAGCCCUGUGAACAACAAGAAAAACGUUUUCAGAGGUAAAAUUCGCAAAAGGAAACUCGGCGCUGCUGCUACCGAGAUUACGAAGAAAUCUGGCGAUGUAGCUGACUCUGGGAAAGGCACGGAGAAGACAGCAAUUUUUUACCAAGAGAAGCACCAAAAGGCUGUCGUUCAGUCCAGUUCACCUUUCAAACCCAACCAAAACGUGAACGGGCUGCGUUGGUUUUAUAAAGUGAACCCAAUACAGCCACAAAGCGAGAAGUUGAGGGGGAAGUUUCCACUCAAGAAAGGCAUCCAGACGAGAAGGAGGGUCAAGGCCGUGACCUUUGGCAGCAACCUGUCCAGCCUUGUGCACAAAGGAGGGGUCAAAAGUUCACGGGCUCGCAGGGGUCAUAGGAAGUUUAUGGAAGGCAGCAGUGACGUUACUAACAAGCUGAAUGGCGGGAAAAGUGAUGAAAACGCCCAACACGGCGACGAAAGCGCGAGUGGAAAAGGUGUUGGCGAUCACGAAGAGGCGAUCGUAGAUUUCCGGGCAACGAGAAAGCCGGCCCAACCCUCUGAGAAAUCCGAGGAAUCCUCCGCUCCUGCCGAUAAGAAUACGUCCAAUACUCAGGAUUCUAAAUUUAGUAACAAAAAUGGCAGCGAUGGCGGCUAUCACGUGACUCGAUUCACCACUCUCAAAUCCAAGGCAUCCCCGAUGAAAUCCAGCACAGAUAGUCAAAGACCGGAGGUCCAGUUUCGAUCCGCGUCCUCAAACGUCAGAUCUCUGGGGGCGCAAAAUCCCGACCAAUCAGCGGGCAAGAUCUUGUCUCUGCACGCAAAAGGCGGGGCUAAAGGGAAGAAAGGUUUGAGGAGGCGUGGCCAGAACACGGUGAGUGCCAUGCAGCUGGAAGACAAGCCCAGGAAAUGGUAUGAGGUCCCAGAACUGGACGCAGGCAUCAGCAAAACCAACAUUCUGGACGAAAACGGCAAAUUGAUUCCGAGCUACUCAGCCGAAAAGAAAAAGAAGGAAACGGAAGAGAAGGAGACGGAGAAGGAAGAGGAGAAGGAUGAGGAGGGGAAAACAAAGCUUGUGAUCAAACUCAAUCCUAGCAACUCGGCGGAGAAGGAAAAGAAGAACAAGGAGAAGAAGGAGGAGGAAGAGACGUCGAGAUCAACAAUGACAACAAUGACAACCAGAGAGUCGAUGAACUCAAAGACGAUGACAAAAGGUAAGCCAAUUACGGCAUCUUCAGACACAAUAAUUUCGUCAAAAUCAUCUGAGACGACCACAGGGGUCCAUCAUAAUGGGUCAGCCAUUCAAUCAGCUAACGGUAACAAAGUGAAGAGUUUGUCCAUCUCGAGGGAGAAAUUGGAUUCCUCGCCACAAGCUCCCAUCUUCCCUCCCACAACAAGAGCUAGUGUUGUCAUCAGAAGGCCGGUGGUUUCUGGCGCUAAACAGCCGUGGUGGACACCCAGAAAGGUGGGCACAGACGACAACAAAGACAACAGCAACAGCAAUAACAACAACAACAACAGCAGCAAUAACAACAACGAUGACGGGGACCAGCGAUAUCCCUAUGACGGUCUCGCCUAUGAAAAAGUCACUCGCCCUCACCUCGUCCAAGCCUCAUCCAACAAGACGUCAGACCUUUCUGAGACGGAGACCAACACCACAACCCACCAAGCUAACUACGAGCACAUCUACUCAGGCAGCGAGACGAACAACGCAGACGACUCUGAUAAUCUGAUUGACGUGAACGAUGAAAAUAAAUAUGGCAAAUAUCAAAAGUCAAAGUCUGACUCUGUUCAAGCGCCCAUCAAACUGAACAGAACGGAAAAUCUCAACGAUAAACACAAUGAAAACGGAGUCAAGGUAGAAGCAAAUAAAAACAUACUGCUUGGCUUCAAAAAGAGUGCUAAGCCCAGAGCCCAGUCCUACCGGUCCCACUUAUCCAUUUCGCCGUUCAAACCGCGUGAAGAAAGGACGAUGAAACGUUUUAGGAAAACUAAACGAGGCAAGAGCGAGGGCGCGAUCAUCGACCGAGAGAUUCACCGCCUUCUAGAUCACACGUCCGAACUCAAAACCGUUAAUCCGGAUAUCAAAGAACGAGACGUGAAGAAGAUCAAAAAGAUGUUAACAAACUCGACUGUCGUGUCGGAAAUCAAGUCGAGAAUCGAAGAAGAAAUCCAGAAAUCUUCGUCCCCAAAGUCUAAGAUGAUGGCGACGUCACGAGCACCCUGGUACUCCAAGACCCCGCUAGUUCAAACACACUCACAACGCUGGUACGACAGACCGGUGGACACACCACACGAAACGUCCGGGGUCGACUCGAGGAUUGAGAAAAAAACUCCAAGAGGUCAGAAGAAACAGAGGGCAGAAAACACCGUAAAACAAGGCAAUUCUCUAGAUCCUGAGUGGCAGCAGCCGAGGAAAGGAAAAGAUACUCCUCCUGAAGGAAGGGAGGAAUAUCUGACUGGGAAGGGUCUCAUGGAGCAGGACAGGAGGAAGGUGAAGAAAAAGAAUCAACCAAAGAUUGCUGAAAAGAAAAGUCUGAGUGAGGGGGGGAAAGAGAAAAAUGAACAGCAAACGUUUGGGCCUUGGUGGGAAAAUACAGAGUCUCAGGAACAGACCACAAGCGGGCCACAUGACUAUCCUAGGAGGAAGUCAAUGGUCAACGAGGGGCACUCUAGGGCCGACAGAAAGACGAGUGGUCACAGAAACAAAAACACGAACCGAGAAAAUAGCGAGAAAUACUCGGCUCACAUCCAAACUUCUGACAUCACGCGUGCCGCCGCCACACUCCGCCCCUCCCCCAUACAACAAAAAGACAAGCCAAUUUAUGUCGCAACUCAAAAAGUGACAGAAUCAAAGUCAGAUAAAGAAAACGCCAGAGAAGAUAUUGUGAGGGGAAAUGUAACUCCCAAAAAAGUACAGGCAUUAUCAAAAGCCGGUGACAAAUCAAAGAAAGUCUCGUCGGAUUCAACAAAGAAAGUCGUUUCUGGGACGACCAAUACGGGUACAGGUCGUGUGGGUUUGGAUCGACACGGGUACAAAAAAGGACCACUUCGUGGGUCAAUGAAGCAGACCAGGAAAUGGUACGACGCUCCACCACCGACCACAACGGCCACCACGGUGGGCGGUGCACGUGACGUGAAAGAGGGCAAACGUGGCAUGGGGGAGGACAGACGUGGUGCAGGAAUGACACCGCACGUUUUGGAGCACAGGGUUGGCCAGAAUCAACGUGGUGUCAGUAAAGUGGGGCGUGACGCAGGGAACACAGCUGGCGUGAAGACGGCGCGGCGUGACGGGGAUAAACAAAGGCGUAUGAGUGCUCAACAAAACCCAGAGAACCCACCAGACGUGAAUGUCAAACGUGGUCCUAAUAGAGGGCGGGGCAAAGAGAAUACACGUGGUGUGCAGAAAGAGAAGAGUAUUGAGAACUCACGUGACAUAAGUAAUAGGCGUGGCAUUGAGAAGGAAAAUACACGUGACACACAGUCUCGGCGUGGCGCUGAGAACAGGAUUUACAGAGCAAAUACACGCAGUUCGCUGACACAGCGUGGUGGGAAGAACGAGCGUGAUCGAGGAAACGUACGUGACAAACAGAUGCCACUUGACAAACAAGUAUCCAGUGGUGGGGAAAAUGGACAUAACGAACCAAACAUUCGCAGAGACAAACACAAAUCACCCGGUGGGGGAAAUAGCCAUACUCUUGAGGAAAAAGCCAACACUAAAUGGUACGAUGCUAUACUGGCUGACAGGGGAAUCCCCGCAGACUCGACCAAGACAAAUAAAGAAAGCACAAUCAAUCAAGCUGCACGCAAUUUGCGACAACAACAGAAGAAAUCUUCUGAACAGCCACAGGAGAGAGAAACGGCUCUCAGCAAAAAGAACAGCUCGGGGAGAAAGGAAGAAGACAGAAAGACGCCGGCAGACGAAUAUGCUCAUUUCCAAGAGUCACGGCUGACAGACCCACAAACUCAUCGACGGUCACGCUUUGAAGACAGAAGAAAUCAGAAUCGUCCAGGGAAAGAGAGAAGAAAGAACAACAAUACUUUUACGAAACAGUCCGGGGAUAGAGAGAAAGAAAGUCUUCAGCAGAGACAUGAUAUAGGUGGAAGGAGAGAUAGAAAGGAUUCUUAUCUGUCUUCAGAAGAGACCUUUAGUAAAACGAAGUUUGUGACGUCACAAAGUGGAUCACUAGAAGAGACCAAGUCCAGACAGGGAGGCUCAAAGGAGACGUCAAGGGUCCGUGGGACAGACCGAGCAAGGGGGCGGAGUCAGAGUCGUGACGUCACUAGUGACACGUCACAUCCUCUUAGUGGAAACGGACGCGCACAGAAAGGCCACACGUGCCAGGGAGAUGUGCCCUUUCGCAUCAACCCAUGA